This is a messenger RNA of Staurois parvus, 1713 nucleotides long. The record is from the annotation of a GenBank genome assembly. Lineage: Eukaryota; Metazoa; Chordata; Amphibia; Anura; Ranidae.
AUGGACAGUCAGAUCUCCGUAAGAUCUGUUAAAGAAGAGCACCUCCCAAACCAGAACGGCCAGAGUUCCAGCAGAUCUGUUGAAGAGGAGCGCCUCCCAAACCAAGACAACCAGAGCUCCAUCAGACCUGAGCACCUCCCAAUCCAGGAUAGCUCCAGUUCAACGGCUAAUAAUGGUCUUCAUUAUCUGAAAGAUCAAGAUGAACCCCAAGUGUGUGAUGUAGAUACGUAUUCACCUACAGAUGGUGCUGGCGGGACACCCAAGUCUUUGGAAGUUCCAACGGGCCUUAGCAUUGGCUAUGACUGUCCUGACCGUCAACAAGCGAACCCAUCCUUUGCCUGUCUGCUUUGCAGUAAGACAUUUAGCAAGAAGUCCAAAUUCUCCAAACACGUCAAGUACCACAGCGUCAAGAGGCCUCACUCUUGCCCUGAAUGUGACAAGAGCUUCAUCCGGUCUUCUGACCGCAAGAUUCAUACAGGGGAGAAGCCCCACACCUGCUCGGAGUGUGGGAAGGGCUUUAUUCGGAGGUCUGACCUGGUUCAGCACCAAAGGGUCCACACUGGUGGCAAGUGCUUCAGUAGCAAAACACACCUGGUGGUCCACCGUCGGAUUCACACCGGCGACAGGCCCUACCCAUGCCCGGAGUGCAGCAAGUGUUUCAUCCGGAAGGCUGUCUUGGUCCUGCACCAGAGGAGCCACGCUGGGGAGAAGCCAUAUGCUUGCACCGACUGCGGGCGCCAUUUUGCCUACAAGACCUACCUGAGCAGCCAUCGCAAGAUCCAUCUUGGCAUGAAGCCCUUUCCUUGCCCUGACUGUGGCAAAUGCUUCAUAAGCAACUCUGAAUUGGUGAAGCACCGGAGGACUCACACAGGGGAACGACCCCAUUUUUGCACAGAGUGCGGAAAAUGCUUUACUAAGAAGUCCCACCUUAACCGCCACCUGAGGAUCCACUCUGGUGACAAGCCUUACUCCUGCAAUGAGUGUGGGAAGAGCUUUGUCCGGAAUAUGGAUCUAGUGAAACACCAGAGGAGUCACACGGGUGAGAAGCCUUAUUCUUGCACAGAUUGUGGGCGCAGCUUUGCCGAGAAGUCUUACCUUCAUAUACACCAGAGAACUCAUACUGGUGAACGGCCUUACCUUUGCCCGUUGUGUGGCAAAUGUUUCAUCAGCAACUCUGACCUAGCUAAGCAUGUGCGGAUUCAUACAGGUGAGCGGCCUCAUGCCUGCACUCAGUGUGGAAAACGCUUUAUAAAAAAGUCCCACCUCACACGACACCAGAAGGUCCACGGGGGGGAGAAACCUUACCCCUGUCCCACAUGCGGGAAAUGUUUUACAUGCAAGUCGGAGGUCUACAAGCACCAGGUGACCCACACCCGGGAGAAGUCCUACUCCUGCACCGACUGCGGGAAGCGCUUUAUGAGGCAGUCGAGUCUGAUCAACCACCGGAUCACGCACACCGAUGACAAGCCUUUUUCCUGUUCCGAGUGUGGGAAGUGCUUCAAGUGGCAGUACAAUCUCUCGUUACACCAGAGAAUUCACACUGGAGAAAAACCUUACGUAUGUUCUGAGUGCGGAAAGUGCUUCUCAUGCCGGUCAAACCUCAUCUAUCACCAUCGAACUCACACAGGGGAGAAGCCUUUUAUCUGUCCUAAAUGUGGGCAGUGCUUUGCGUUCCGAACGCAGCUCACCAGACACGGAAGAAGGCAUCAGUGA